GGGCUCUGACAAUAGGGCGGUGUUAAGGUCAUGUGAUCGCUCAGCUGGCAGAUGUAAAAAGUGUGUUCAGUGUUAAUAAAAUUACAAUAUGUCGAACCCGCUACCAAAGAACACGUUUUGCAAAGUAUAAAGGACGAAACAGACAGCUGCAGGAGUUUGAAUGCAUACGUGGGCUCAGUUUUGAGGCAUUUCAAUAGAACAUUUUUCUUUAUCACCCAUGGAAAACUUAACUGGAAAUGCAUUUUCAAGGAGUUAUACCCAGCCGAACGUCAUUCAUCCCCGGGCAAGCUAGAAUAACUCGGAAUCACAGUGCAGGGUUGACCCACAGCCAAGGUAAUCCACAUUGCUAUCUGCAGACACAUGUCCUCCAUCCUACACUUCACCAGACCAGAAGUGGUAACGAGCCUUCUCAUCUGCACAGGCAAAUCGCAUCUCCAGCUGCUCACCAACAAGCCAGAAGUUGCUAUGACAGUCCUCAGGUGCAGACACAUAUACUUGUCCCUGCAGUCCACCAAACCAGCUGUGGUACUGGGAACCCUCCAGAGCAGAGGCGAUUCUUAGCUCCUGGUGUCCAGCAAAGCCGCCAUCAGAACUCGUUUAUGCGGAUGCACACCUUAACUCCUGUGCAGACACAAGUCGUAACUCCAACUGUUCACCAAAGCAAGCCUUCUCAAUUGCAGAGACAAAUCUUAGCUCCAGCCACACACCAAGGCAGCCAAGCUUAUACUGCAGCAUCAAAUAUCCAAGGUAGAGCAAGAACCCAGCCGCCUGUCUACAUUCCAGAUCACAGAUCUUGCAACCAGACCGACAUGGCGUACAGGUCAUAUAUGCAGAAUGAUCCAGGGCAGGGCCAGUUGCCUAUGACUUGGAGCACUGGGCUCCCUGUGUCUAGCAUGCAUACACUAAUGAAUUGUGGCUGCCUACAGUGUGUUGCCUUAAGGCCUCCAGCAACUUGUAACUACGACUGCAACAACAUUGCUCUUCCCAGGCCAGUUGCAUGGAUUCCCAUUGAAGGCCCAGGGUCUUGCAGCUUCCCAUUUCCAUAUGGAGCGCAUACAGAGGCAGGCCUGUCCCGAUCUGUGCCUCUUCACUGUCCCUGGUCUUAUCCUCCACCAACGGUACCCCAGCUGAGGCCUGCUGGGGUAAGCAGAGUUGUGAGACAUGAGCCCAGGGCUCCUUCAAGACAAGCCCAGUGCUGCUUUGAAUCUGCUCGGAGGCCAGUGGUAAAAGAGGAUCCGUUGCUUGCUCCAAACCUACAAGGCUUACACGAUGCGAAACGUGCGUCUAGAGCUGGGAGAAGUGGUGACGUGACGUCUGCUAAACGAUUACCUGACACCCCGCAGGAGAAAAACAAAAGGAUUAAGAGACUCUCAACUGCUUCCUUGCUUCCUAAAACCAGCUAUUCUCCAGAGCUGUGCCACACCCAAUGUAAGGUAUGUGCUGAACCCAAACCACUGACAACCACAGGGCAGUCUUCUGAUAAUCCAGGUGAAAGCACUUUCAAGAGCUUGGAUAGUGUCAAGCGUAAGGCAGCAUCCAAAAGCAAUCAGGUUGCUGGUGGCCCUUAUCAGGUUUCACCUGACAAAAAGAUUAAGAUUAGGAGCCCCUUAGCUCAAGUGAUAGAACAUGAAACCAUUGAAGUCGAUUAUCAACAGUCACUCCACAAGACUAGUGAUGGGCCCAAAGCACUACCUACCACACCUGAACUGUCCCCCAGCUCCAUCACUGAUUCUUUAAGAGCAGGCACGCUACCCUCUUUGCAAGACUCUGGUUUAGAAGUGGAGGUGACGGACAACUCUUCGGAUGAGGAUCCGCCUGGAUUCGUGGAUAAAGUUGGCAGUGAGCUUUGCUGGCUGCUGCCCCGCUGUCCCCUCCCUCCACAGGGUCUGUCGGGCCCCUACACGUGCUCUGCCUGUCUGGCGACGUUCCGCUCUAUGGCCUCUCUGGUGUUUCACAUUCGGUACGGCAGAAUGAAGAACGGCUUCAGCUGCCUGAUGCUUAUAAGGAAGAGCCAAAGACCCAAACCAAAGCCCACCCUGAUCACAUAUUUGAGGAAGAAGAUCCGCCUUUUUAAGAGAAUGCUGAAGAACAAGCAGAAACUCAGAUGGGACAUUUGAGAACUUUUAAAAAAUAAAACAGAUAUUUAAAUACUACCCGUAAUUGAAGGUGUUUUUAGGUCAAAUAUUCCUUUUCCAAAGAGUUUAAACAAAUACCUCAGCACAUCCAUACUACAUUGAUGAAAUAGUGAAUUCCCUGGGACCUAAAAUGACAUGGUAUAGUCCUGUUUCCUAAUAAACUAUACUGCUUUUUCUCUUUUUAGAAUCAGUAGGUUGCAACUGCCACCUUACCGAGUAAUAGUAUGUUUGGAACAGAUAAUGCACAGCACUUUUUUUUUUUUUUAUAAAGAUAGUAAUAGAUUGCAUUGUUUAAAAUAUAAAUCUCUAGUAACAUUACAAAAACAGUAAGAUUCUUCUCGUGUCAUUUGAAACUGCAAAGUAAAACAAAUAAGAACAUAAGAACAUAAGAAAGUUUACAAACGAGAGGAAGCCAUUCAGCCAAACUUGCUCGUUUGGUUGUUAGUAGCUUAUUGAUCCCAGAAUCUCAUCAAGCAGCUUCUUGAAGGAUCCCAGGGUGUCAGCUUCAACAUUACUGGGGAGUUGGUUCCAAACCCGGGAUAAUUCUGGUUGCUCUUCUUUGCACUCUUUCUAGAGCAGCAAUAUCCUUUUUGUAACGAGGUGACCAGAACUGAACACAAUAUUCUAGGCAAGGUCUUACUAAUGCAUUGUAAAGUUUUAACAUUACUUCCCUUGAUUUAAAUUCAACACUUCUCACAAUAUAUCCGAGCAUCUUGCUGGCCUUUUUUAUAGCUUCCCCACAUUGUCUAGAUGAAGACAUUUCUGAGUCAACAUAAACUCCUAGGUCU
Messenger RNA from Acipenser ruthenus (sterlet), 2923 nucleotides. RefSeq lists its product as uncharacterized. Lineage: Eukaryota; Metazoa; Chordata; Actinopteri; Acipenseriformes; Acipenseridae. The record is from RefSeq and is a predicted model, not a curated record. The transcript is spliced from 3 exons. Bases 237 to 2117 code for a protein of 626 amino acids.